Molecule: messenger RNA, 2217 nt
Organism: Penicillium verhagenii
Lineage: Eukaryota; Fungi; Ascomycota; Eurotiomycetes; Eurotiales; Aspergillaceae
Product: ABC-F family ATP-binding cassette domain-containing protein
Exons: 7
Coding region: 1-2217 (738 amino acids)
Molecular function (GO): ATP hydrolysis activity; ATP binding
Source: RefSeq, a predicted model, not a curated record
AUGACAUCUGCUCUCACAAUUCUUGCAACGUGCAAGCAAACUCGGUUUCAUCUUCUAGAUGACAAACCUUCGUCUGAGAUAGAUGUGGAGGGACUAGGCAUCGUGGUCACAUCGUCGACUCCUAACACCUCCGAGGAUGCUUCCAAACCAAAAAACAAGGGAAGACCUAAAACCAAGGCAUCCGGCCAAGAACUUAUUACCGAUGCUCACCUCCGACUUAAGGGAGGUGUCCAUUAUGGGUUGAUAGGACGCAAUGGAACCGGAAAGUCAACACUCCUGAGAGCGAUGGCUGAAAAGCUUAUUCCUGGGAUUACACACCCGACUCGCAUUGCAAUUCUACAGCAGACCGACGACCAAGAUGAAUCGGGGAGUACAUACGGACUGAAACUGGAUAAAUCUGUUCUAGAGUCAGUUCUUGGUAGUGAUGAAACCAGGAAUGAAGCAGCUCGACUGGCAGUCUGCCUGUCUAAGAGCUUCGAGAGUGAGGACCCACUGAAGCCGGUCCAGGCUAUUCGGAAGAUUCGACAUGAGCAAGCGGAGAAGAAAUUAUUUCUUGCGCAUAAGAAUGCCCAUUUGAAAAGUGGAUCGAGGGGUCUACAAGCAAGGAAAGACUUGAAGGCUGCUGAAUCAAAACUUGAAUCAACAGAGGGGCUACUUGCCCAGGAACUCGAUAGUAUCGAUGCUGAGGCAGUCCAAAUAGAUACACAAGCCGCUGUUGACAUGCUUCAGAAUUUGCAAUCCCAACUUGAAGAUAUGAAAAUGGCCGAUAUGGAAAAGGAAGCCCGGCGGAUUCUGCUGGGAUUAGGAUUCAAAGAAGGAAACUUGGAAAAUAAAAUCUCAACGUUAUCAGGAGGAUGGCGAAUGCGUUGCAUGCUUGCCUCCGUUCUCGUCCAAAAUCCCGACAUCAUGAUUCUUGAUGAGCCAACCAACUUUCUUGAUCUUCUAGGAGUAGUCUGGCUUGAAAAUUACCUCCAAAGGCUACGCGAUAAUUCCCAAACCACGAUAGUUCUAGUCUCACACGACCGAGAUUUUAUCAAUGCCGUUUGUGAAGAGAUCGUGAUCUUGCGGGAUCAAAAACUGCACUAUUUUCGCGGGAACCUCGCGGCCUACGAGCAAGAUUUCGAGGCGCAGAAGCUAUACCUUGGUCGUAUGAAAGAAGCACAAGAGCGACAGAUUGCCCAUAUGGAGGCCAGCAUCCGUGAAAACAUGAAAAUAGGCAAGAAGACCAACGACGAGAAUAAGCUUCGACAGGCCAAGUCACGACAAAAGAAAGUUGAUGAUCGAAUGGGACUUCAGGUCAGUGCAACUGGAGGUCGGUUCAAACUGAAUCGGGAUAUGGCAGGAUGGCAUGCCCAUAAUCGGGCAGAGAUUGAAGUACCGAUGGACGAGAGAGGCGCGAUGAUGAGCCUGCCCGAUGCGACAGAGUUGCGAUUUCCAGGACCGCUUGUAUCUCUAGAGGGUGUUAACUUCAGAUACAAGAAUAAUCGCGUCAUUCUAGAUGAUAUCAAUUUGGUCAUUUACAUUGGCGAUCGCGUUGGAAUCAUGGGCCUGAAUGGCUCAGGAAAAACCACGCUGAUUCGUAUAAUGACAGGGCAAUUGGCUCCGUCAAAGGGCAAAGUGACGACCCAUGCCCGAUUGAAAGUGGGUUAUUACGGCCAGCACUCUGUGGAGGAAUUACAGGAACUUGGUCGAGGCGAGCCCGGGCUCACUGCACUCGGUUUAUUGAUGGCAGAAACGGGCGACGCACUCAACGAGGGAGCCGUGAGAGGGCUCCUAUCAUCGAUGGGUCUACAAGGCCGUAUUGUGUCCGAUGUACCUGUGGCCAAACUGUCUGGUGGGCAGCUAGUUCGGCUCGCUUUGGCUCGAAUUGUUUGGAGUGCACCACAACUUCUGAUCCUUGAUGAGAUUACCACUCAUCUAGACUUUCAUACUGUCGCAGCACUCGCCACGGCGCUCUCCUCCUUUAACGGGGCCAUCCUCCUUGUCUCUCAUGACCGAUUCUUAAUUCGGUCCGUGAUUGAAGGAAAACGCGAUACCGAGAACAAGCUCGAUGAUGAUUUUGAGGGAUUAGAAGAAGAGGAAGAAACGCACGAAAAAAGCACUCGACGCCGAUCGGUCUAUGUGGUCAAGAUGGGUAAGUUGAACGAGCAAGCAAGCGGGGUAGAACAAUUCGAGCGGAGUCUGGUUAAGCGAGUAGAAAAGAUGUUGGCGAUUUGA